AUGGCUAAAUGUGAGGAGCUGCUUAGCAAGGCUCUUGUCUUUGUGGGCGAGAUCGGAGGCAAUGAUCUUAACUAUGCUAUCAUUCAAGGCAAAUCCAUUCAAGAGAUUCACACUUAUCAGCCAUAUAUCAUAGAGGUCAUUACUAAUGUUGUAAGAGAAGUGAUACACCUUGGUGCUGUGAAUAUCAUAGUUCCCGGAAAUCUUCCAAUGGGAUGCAUACCGGCCGGCCUGACAAUAGUCUCUGGUAGUGAUGUGACAGCCUAUGAUGAUAUGGGAUGCUCAAAAGAAUUAAAUGAGCUAGUAUUGGUUCAGAAUAACUAUCUUCAGCAGUCUUUGGCCUUACUCAGGCUAGAAUUUCCUCACGCUAAUAUAAUUUAUGCCGACUACUAUGCAGCUUACCAAACAAUUCUUCAUCAUGCAGUUGAUUUCGGGUUCGACGAAAAAUCACUAUUAAGAUCAUGUUGUGGAAUUGGAGGGCUAUACAACUACGAUCAGAACAGAGUAUGUGGGUCUAGUGGUGUGCCUUUUUGUCGUAAUCAUGCUCAAUACAUAAGCUGGGAUGGAGUCCAUUUGACUCAGGAAGCCUACCGUCUUAUUACAGAAAUUCUCUUACCCGAUAUCUUCCCUAGAAUACGAUACAUUUAG
This is a messenger RNA of Ilex paraguariensis (yerba mate), 645 nucleotides long. The record is from the annotation of a GenBank genome assembly. Lineage: Eukaryota; Viridiplantae; Streptophyta; Magnoliopsida; Aquifoliales; Aquifoliaceae.